This is a messenger RNA of Acaulospora morrowiae, 1236 nucleotides long. NCBI's taxonomy places the organism in Eukaryota, Fungi, Glomeromycota, Glomeromycetes, Diversisporales, Acaulosporaceae. The record is from the annotation of a GenBank genome assembly.
AUGUUGAAAUUCAAGAUAUUAUUUAUCGUCGCGUCCAUAAUCACUUUGUCCCGCUAUGUCAACGCAAUUUGCAAGUAUGCGGGUCAAAUGUGCCCCGAGGAGGCACCGUGCUGCAAUGGCGGCUGGUGUUCAAAUAAUCCAAGGUUUUGUUCUACAGGCUGUGAACCAGAAAAUUCGUUCUCCGUGAAUUCAUGUUACCCUAAGCCGGGGUGCAAAAGUUUUUAUGAUGAUUUUUCAAAAUCUUCGAUCGUCAGCUAUUCGAAGUACAAUGGCGACCCAAACACCGCCAAAUGGACUUCAGAUUUCUUGCCUGAUUAUGCGUCUGUCGACGAUUCAGGCCUAGUAAAUCUGAAAAUGUAUCAGGAUAAGACGCAUAAGAAUAGCUUUGGGAAUUAUCAGGGAUUCGGUGCAACAAUUAGUACUACCAGAUGGAUGCAAUUUGGACGAGUUACCGCUCGAAUAAAGACAGCAUGUAUCUCUAAAGGCGUGGUAUCAUCCAUGGUGGUUUCUAAUAAUGUCAGUAUUGUUGGUAUUACGAUGGACACCCUCGGAGACGAGAUUGACUUCGAAUGGGUUGGACUAAAUAAAACCGAAGUGCAAUCAAACUACUAUUGGAAUGGUACAUUGGACUACACAAAAGGUGCUCAUCACUACGUAUGCCCUGAUACCACUGCUGAUUUUCACACCUACUUUGUCGACUGGCAACCCGAUGCUCUCAGCUGGGGUGUAGAUGGAAAAGUAUUACGUACGGUGACCAAGAAAUCUACUUUUAGUUCCACCGAUAAUGUCUAUAAGUAUCCUUCUCAGCCAUCCCGCGUAGCCUUUUCCAUAUGGGAUGGUGGUAUGGGAGCUCCGGGCACGGGAAACUGGUCGGGCUUUCCUACUGAUUGGUCAGAUCCUAACAAAGUGUAUACCAUGUAUGUGGAUUGGGUCAAUGUUACUUAUGAAACAAAUGACGAUGGAUCGUGGCCACCAGCUGGUUAUGGUUUGACUGAUAAAGCCAAAUCAUCUUCCACCACCGAAAAAACCUCAUACACUACCAUGGGUGUUAAUCAGCCUGUAGAAUCCACAGCCGGAGAUGGUAAUAAUAGUACCACAUCGGCGGAUACGCAUACCGAAUCAGGCAGUGUGGUUAAAAAGUACGGUAUACCAGCCUUGGCAGUGGUCGGUGGGAUAGCGGGAACGGCAUUUAUAUUCGGUACAUUUAAGCAUUUCACAAAGGGUAAAGAGUAUUAA